Messenger RNA from Pieris macdunnoughi, 717 nucleotides. The record is from the annotation of a GenBank genome assembly. Lineage: Eukaryota; Metazoa; Arthropoda; Insecta; Lepidoptera; Pieridae.
AUGACUGAAAAUAAGUGUUUACCAAUACUGUUGAUAAGCACUAGUGGUUUCACCUGUGUCGAGAAAUUUUUAGCUGAUCUAGUGGAAGAUCACCAGCCUGCUGACGGUAUCGAUACAAGCGGAAGCCGCGUGUGGCGCAUACAGAACAAGUACUACCGCGCCGAUGUGCGUCUGCUCGUCUGGCCGGACGGAGUGCCACCGCCGCCCUACCUCGGCGGCCGUUUUGAAGCGCACGUCAUCCACUUGCGUGUAAAUGAGGGCGAGGAGGAAGCCGAGAGGCGUGCGAUGGCUGCAUAUGCCGGAGGGGGACGACCACACAUCCGCCUGGCAGUCUUCGAAGGGCCUGAGACCGACGGCCUGGUCGCCUGGGGCCUGCGCCGUCGAUUCGAGCUCGUGCCCCUGACGUCCAAAGCCGAAUCAGACGACGAGUGCGGAGCGGACAGAGCGCGAGCCGCGCUACACGCGCACAUGUGGCCAGGCCUGGAGCGAGUCGACUCGUUCGGUGCAAUCUGCCGUCCGCCGGACUCGCUCUCGGGGAGCAGCGACGAAGCGGACGAAGACGAAGAGCAGUGGGGCGAGUGGGAGGCGUGGGGAUUGGUGGGAGCGGCGCGUGAAGCCCGCGGGGCUCUCGGGGCCGAGCCGGACGCCGAGCGGCGGCUGAGAGCGGAGACACUGCUGCAGGCCUUUCUGUCCACGUUCAGGCCUCGCGCUCCUUGA